Tetrahymena thermophila SB210 is the source of this 3345-nucleotide messenger RNA. RefSeq lists its product as hypothetical. The transcript is spliced from 2 exons. The record is from RefSeq and is a predicted model, not a curated record. Lineage: Eukaryota; Ciliophora; Oligohymenophorea; Hymenostomatida; Tetrahymenidae.
AUGACUGAUAGAUUAUAAAUCAAGCAAGCUAAAGAAUCAAUACCAAGAUAUGAAGUUCUUGAUGAUUCAUAAACACUAAACCUAAUUUUUGAUGCUUUAAAUUAGAUUCAUCAUUAAAAGGAUUUGUUAAUCAACUAAAAUUUAGAUUAAUUUUUAGAUGUCAUAAAUCUUAAUAUUUUCGUGAAGUAAUUCGAGCAUUUAAUCAUUGAGGAUUAGCAAUCAUUUUUAUAACUAUUAGAAAAUAUGAAUAAGGUUAAAUGUUUUAAACUUAUUGUUGAGUCCUAAUCUUUUAUAGAAUAGGAUAGCUUUUUUAAGAUAGUUUAAGUAAUCCAAAAUAAGGAAUAGUUAGAAGAAAUAGAGUUAGACUUGAAUACAGCAAUAUAAUUCAACUUUUUAGAAAAAAUUGGCAUUUGUUUAUAAAAUAAAUCUAAUUUAAACAAAAUUAGCAUUAAAGUUUAAAAAAAUAUCUUUGAGGAAGAUUAAUUCUAAUGUAUAAUAGAAUAAAUAGCUAAGUUAGAACAACUUUCAUCACUUAGUUUAGAGUUAGAUUUCUCAAAACUCGUAGUGAAUGGAAUUACUAUUCUUUCUUAAAAUUUAAAAUGCUUGAAGAAUUUGAAAAGUUUGAGCCUUUCUUUGAAGACUUCUGAUAUCUUUUUACGAGGAUUUUCUGAAUUUUUUAAGAUUUUAAAAGAAUUAAACAUGCUCGAUUCUUUGAAGAUUAAAGUAUCUGAGCCACCUGUUUUUAGCUCUGAAGAAAUCGAUUUAUUUAUUGAAGGAUUCUAAAAAUUAAAUUAGAUCAAAUCUUUAGAUUUAUCGAAUUUUUUUGGAAAUGUAUUUUUGGAUGAUGAAAUUAGAAUAUUAGAUGCCAUCAAAGAAAAAUAAUUAAAAAGCAUUUCAUUGCAUUUUGGUUUAUUUGGGAAAUUAAAUGAGAAAUAAAAAUCUGUAAUUGGAUAGUUUCUACAGAAAGCCAAAUAAACAACUCAAGAAUUUGAAUUAGGAUUCAGUAAAAUUGCAUAAAUAGACACUGAUUUUGCAAAUUAAAUAUCUUAAUAAAUUUAAAAUUUUUAAGAAAUCAAGUAAUUAACUUUAAUUUUCAAUGGAAACUUUUCUACGAAGGGACUUGAAUUUAUUUUAUCUUCUCUAUAAAAUUUAACAAGCCUAAAUACAUUGAAUUUGCAGUUCUCUAUGAUAUUAAGUUUCUACAACUUCAAAUAAUUAUUUAACAGUAUUUCAUAGCUAGUGAAUUUAAAAAAAUUAGAUUUAGCAUUUGAUAAUAUAAACUUUGAGAAGAGCUAUUUUAAUGGAGUUAUUCAUCCUUUUUAUAAGCUAUAGAAUUUAACAGAACUUACAUUCAAUUUUACUCAUUCAGAGUAAGUAGAAAUUUUAGAGUUUUUUUUCGAAGGAUUGCAAUAUUUGCAUUAAUUAAAGUAUCUUUCUCUUGAUGCUAUCUUUUUAAGCAGACAUUUAAAUGAAAGAAUAUUUGUAAACUUAAUUAAUUCCUUAAGUUAAAUAACUUAACUGAAAUAUCUUAAAUUUAAAAUAAUUUCUAAUCCUUUUGAUGAUGAGAUAAUAUUAGUAAAUAUGUUUGAGUAGCUAGGGUAUUUGGAGAAGCUAGAACAUAUUGAGUUUGAAAUAAAUACUAACUAUACAAUUGACAUUAUUUCAGGAUUUGGAGGUUGGUUGAAGAAAUUAUAAUUGUUGAAAUAUCUGGACAUCACAUUCAAAAAUGUAGUUUCUAUAGAGGAACUUCAUUGUUUGAUGUCUUAUUUGAAUCUUUCAAACUUAACUAAUUUAUACUUGAAAUUUGAAAAGUUGAAUAGCGAUGAUGUCAGAGAAAACAUAUUAGAAUCAGACUUUUAACCUCUAAAAAAACUAAAUGUUUUAUAAAUUAGCUCCCAAGCUUAGAAAAAAUAAAAUAUAAAUCUAUAUGUGCUAUUCUUGAAAGCAAUUUAAUAUUUAUAAAAUUUAUAAUUCCUAGACUUAAAUUUAGGGUCAUGUAUGCCUAUCGUGGACCAAGCAACAUUUUAUUUAAAAUAAUGUUUUAAUGCUUUAAAAAACCUCAAAGAAUUAAGGCUAGUUGUUUAUUUCCCAGACAAUAAUUUGAAAAAGCAAGGAUUUUAAGAUUUUUGCAUAUCUUUUUCAUACUUGGAAGAACUAACAAUUUUAUCUGGAAUAUUUUCUUUCCCUAAUAACAUAAGCUCAAAUAUAAUUUAAUCAUUUUAAAGUUUAAAAAAUAUCAAAGAACUAAAUUUAAAAUUGGAAUCAUAUCAAUAUUCUAAAGGGAAUCCUUAUAUCUAAUAUGCAAUUUUAGAUAAUCCUUAGUAAUUCUCUAAACUAACUAAAAUGUAAUUAACAUUUAACUAUUCAUAGAGUGAUUACUCUCUUUCGAAUUUUUUGAAGAUCCUAUCUAAUCAAAGGUAAUUAACUUCUUUCCUUUUACAAGUUGAAGAGAAAUAUCAGUUAAGCAAUGAAGAAAUAGAAUAACUUGGUAAAACACUUUUAAAUUUGACUUAAUUAAAAUAAUUUGAUUGCUAUUUAUUUUCUGACUGCUAAAUUGAAGAAGAGUCAUUUAAAAUUCUUUCUAAUGGUGUUUCAUAGCUGUAAAAUUUACAUUCGCUUUCUUUUUAAACUGAUCAUUAUAUGAGAAUUCCUUCAUUAGCAAUCGAUAGCUUUUAUUAGUAUGUCACAAAAUUAGAAUACCUAAAAUUCUUAAAUCUAGAAUUAAAUGACAAUCUUGGUUUAUCAAAUUUUUCAUUUGAUAAAUUUAUACCUAACUCUAAUUAUAUCCCUCUUUUAGAAUUAGAAUUUAUAGCUACUAAGAAAUAAAAAUUUAUAAAUAUUUUAAGUGACUUCUUAAUUUGUACUCUAUAAAGAUCUAAAAAUAUGUAAAAACUUACUAUUUCUUUUGAAGGAGAUAAUUAUUUGGGGAGUUAAUCAAUCGAUAAUCUUGCUCAAUGUAUUUCUAAUUUACAUAAUUUGCAGUAAAUAGAUAUUGAAAUAAAAGCAUAGAAUUAUCAUAAUGUAAAUGACGAAAAUAUGCAAAAGCUUGUUUAAUCAUUAAAUAAUUUGAAAAAACUUCAUUCGUUAGAAUUUAAUUUUAGCACUUCAAUUUCAUAGUCUGCUUUAACUUUCCUAAGUAUUAAAGAAUUGUUAGUCACUUAAUAAAAUAUCAACAAAUUAUCAACUAGAGUUUCUUUUGAUAGACCAAUAACUUUGGAAAAAAUUAAUGAUUUUGGUCUUUUCUUGGUUGGAAAGUAAAUAAGCAUAAUGGAAUUAAACCUAAACAAAGUAGAUGAAUGUUAUGCUUUAACCGAUAUUAUCAGCUAAUAGGAUUUAAAAUAUUGA